Penicillium coprophilum is the source of this 1167-nucleotide messenger RNA. RefSeq lists its product as uncharacterized. The record is from RefSeq and is a predicted model, not a curated record. Lineage: Eukaryota; Fungi; Ascomycota; Eurotiomycetes; Eurotiales; Aspergillaceae. Bases 1 to 1167 code for a protein of 388 amino acids. The transcript has a single exon. Gene Ontology annotation, molecular function: protein binding.
AUGUCCGAUCGCCUAUACCGUGCCACAGAGAAAUUUAAGACCAUGAUCAAAAUGAGACCCUGGUCCCCGAAGCGAGGGAAGAAGCAAGAAGAUAGCCGUUGCUACCUAAUGGAAUUACCUACUGAGCUGUUGCUGGAGAUCAUAUCCCAUCUGACAGUGCUGCCGGAGGCUGCGCUUGCGCUGACCAACAAGCGCAUGUUCGCAAUCUCUGGAGAGAUCCUGCUGUCAAAAUCCCUCCGAUUCAGUCGUGAUUUUGCUCCGCUUUUCCACCAUUAUCGCAAUGGGCAUAACUUUAACACACCCCGGUGGGCAUUUCUCAACGUGUUGGAAAACGCCCGCUGGAAACUAUGCUCCAGGUGCUUGAAACUCCACCCUCGAGCCGCAUUCUCAUCCAGAGAGUUAAGGCGGAAGCCAGAGAAUCGAACAUGCAAUGUUGGAGAUUUAGCAGGAGUUGUCGACUUGUGUCCAUGCAAAAAAUUAACCUUCCGCGACAAACUUGAUCUCGCAGAUCAUGUUCGAGUGCGGCAGGUGACGAUGCAAGCCUUGAAGUCGGAAUUCGGGAACGCUGUCAGUGACCGCUACUGCUGGCAUACAUGUACCGAGCAGUACGGCCCAACCGAGCUAAAGACAUCUUUAUUUCCAGAAAUCAAUGACGACAAUCAGCUUGUUGUUCGCACGGAAUACCAACUCACAACCGAGUCAGGGCAAGUUGGCAAGGAAGAUUAUAUGACACCCCGCUUCGGGUGUGCACAUCGAUCGGUCGACUUGUGGCUCUCGAGCGUUCACCAAACCACUAUAUGCCGCCUCUUUGACUCCUUCUGCUCGUCCUGCAAACGUAUAUCUGUCUGCAGUGCUUGUGAUACGACUUUGACAUGUCCACGAAAAGCACCAUUCCACUCUGAAAAAUCUGGCAGGGCGACAUAUUCAUUCUCGACUCAAAGAACCCUCGGAGGCACUAGCCCGGUUCCUGAUCCAGCUUGGGGAGCGCAAAGAAUUCAUCCAGCCGAACCGUCAGUCAGUGUUGAAAACUGCAACGAGUUGUGUCCUUGGACUGUACGCGAGCAUCCAGCACUCUCAUUCGCGCCGAGCAUAGAACAGGAGAUUAUCGAUUCUGGAAUAGGUAACCAACCCAUCAACCAACUUUACACAUACAUCAACAUAGUUUAA